AUGACGCAGAUGGGCAUUAAUGGCUUCGGACGCAUUGGGCGCCUCGUCUUCCGUGCAGCCAUGGAGAAUCAAAGCGUUACGAUGGUUGCAGUCAACGAUCCGUUCAUGGACCUUGACUACAUGAAGUACUUGCUGAAGUACGACUCCGUGCACAAGAGAUUCAAUGGUUCAAUCUCCACGAAGAAGGAGAAUGGCGAAGAGUACCUGGUUGUCAAUGGACUUCCAGUGCGAAUUUUCCACGAAAAAGAUCCUGCUUCCAUCCCUUGGGGGUCCGUUGGUGCAGAUUAUGUCUGCGAAUCAACAGGCGUGUUCUGCGACAAGGAGAAGGCAUCGAAGCAUCUUCAAGGUGGGUGCAAGAAGGUUAUCAUCUCGGCCCCUCCUAAGGACAGCACGCCAAUGUUCGUUAUGGGCGUGAACCAUGAGAAGUACACGCCGGACUUGCAGGUUGUGUCGAAUGCUUCCUGCACUACGAACUGCUUGGCGCCUUUAGCCAAGGUCAUCAAUGACAACUUUGGUAUUGCGGAGGGCCUGAUGACCACCGUCCACGCCAUGACAGCUACCCAGUUGACUGUUGAUGGCCCGUCGCGUGGCGGAAAGGACUGGCGUGGUGGACGUUGUGCCUCGGAGAACAUCAUUCCAUCCUCCACCGGGGCAGCCAAGGCAGUGGGCAAGGUUAUCCCUGCUCUCAAUGGUAAACUGACCGGCAUGGCAUUCCGGGUACCAACUCCUGAUGUCUCUGUUGUGGACCUGACCUGCCGGCUGGACAAGCCAGCAAGCAUGGAUGACAUCACUGCUGCCAUCAACAAGGCUGUGGAAGGCCCCAUGAAGGGCAUUCUUGGCUUCACCGAUCAGGAGGUUGUGUCCACGGAUUUCGUGACAUGUCCGAUGUCUUCCAUUUUUGACAAAAGCGCGUGCAUUGCGCUGAAUGACAAGUUUGUGAAGCUCGUGUCCUGGUACGACAACGAGUGGGGUUAUUCCAAUCGGCUCGUCGAUCUAGCAUGCCACAUGGCACAGGUUGAUGGCAUCAUCCCGCCACCGGCAGUGAUCCAGAGCAUCAAGGCGCGCGAGAUCUUCGACUCUCGCGGGAAUCCCACCGUGGAGGUUGAUCUCAUGACAAACGAUCACCUCUUCCGUGCAGCUGUUCCAAGCGGAGCCUCCACCGGCAUCUACGAGGCUCUUGAGCUUCGUGAUGGUGACAAACAGCGUUUGCUGGGCAAGGGCGUGCUCAAGGCAGUGAAGAAUGUCAACGAGCAGAUUGCUCCGAAGCUUGUUGGCAUGGAUGUUACCAAGCAGAAGGAGAUUGAUCGGAUCAUGGUCGAGGUCCUCGAUGGCACCCAGAACGACUGGGGAUGGAGCAAGUCGAACCUUGGUGCAAAUGCCAUCUUGGCCGUGUCCAUGGCCGUUUGCCGUGCUGGUGCCGCCUCGAUGGAGAUGCCCCUCUACCAGUACUUGUCGUGUCUGUCCGGCAGACCUACAACCAGCUACGUCAUGCCAGUUCCAUCCUUCAACGUUAUCAAUGGUGGAAGCCAUGCCGGCAACCGUCUUGCCUGCCAGGAGUUUAUGAUUCUGCCAGUCGGUGCCAAGAGCUUCAGAGAAGCUCUGCAGAUCGGCUGUGAGGUGUACCAUUCCCUCAAGGGUUGCAUCAAAAAGAAGUACGGACAGGAUGCCUGCAAUGUUGGAGACGAGGGUGGUUUCGCGCCUUCAGUUCAGGACAACAACGAGGCGCUGGAUGUUUUGAUGGAUGCUAUUGAGAAGUCUGGCCACAAGGACAAGGUCAAGAUCGGAACCGACGUGGCUGCAUCGGAGUUCUACAAGGACGGAAAGUACGACUUGGACUUCAAGAAUCCCGAGAGCAAGUCGGCCGAUUGGAAGACCGGAAGCGAGAUGGCGACAUACUAUCAGGAGUGGUUCGCCAAGUAUCCCUUCGUUUCCAUUGAGGAUCCAUUCGACCAGGAUGACUGGCCUGCAUAUGCGGAGUUCUGCACAAAGUGUGGAAAGGAUGUGCAGAUCGUUGGUGACGACUUGUCGCAGCCAUAG
Symbiodinium necroappetens is the source of this 2037-nucleotide messenger RNA. Lineage: Eukaryota; Dinophyceae; Suessiales; Symbiodiniaceae. The record is from the annotation of a GenBank genome assembly.